AUGGAUAAGGACACAGGAAAGAAGGAAAGGUCGCCUAGAGGAAAGCAGCCUGCGAAGGGCCAGCCGGCCAAGAUGAGGGGGGCAGAUAGCUCCAUCCAGCCCCGGCAGGCAAGCUCUAGCCCGGAGUCCCGGCAGCCAAGCCCUAGCCCGGAGCCUCGGCAGCCAAGCCCUAGCCCGGAGUCCCGGCAGCCAAGCCCUAGCGCGGAGCCCCGGCAGCCAAGCCCUAGCCCGGAGCCCCUGCCUCCUACCACAGAAAGGUCGCCUCGAGGAAAGCAGCCUGCGAAGGGCCAGCCGGCCAAGAUGAGGAGGGCAGAUAGUUCCAUCCAGCCCCGGCAGGCAAGCUCUAGCCCGGAGUCCCGGCAGCCAAGCCCUAGCCCGGAGCCCCGGCAGCCAAGCCCUACCCAGGCGAAAUGA
This is a messenger RNA of Dreissena polymorpha, 414 nucleotides long. RefSeq lists its product as uncharacterized. The coding region runs from base 1 to 414 and encodes 137 amino acids. Lineage: Eukaryota; Metazoa; Mollusca; Bivalvia; Myida; Dreissenidae. The transcript has 3 exons. The record is from RefSeq and is a predicted model, not a curated record.